Monoraphidium neglectum is the source of this 2454-nucleotide messenger RNA. Its product is annotated as outer membrane adhesin like proteiin. The transcript has 8 exons. The coding region runs from base 1 to 2454 and encodes 817 amino acids. The record is from RefSeq and is a predicted model, not a curated record. Lineage: Eukaryota; Viridiplantae; Chlorophyta; Chlorophyceae; Sphaeropleales; Selenastraceae.
AUGGCGGCCCCAACGCAGCUGCUCGUGGCUGUUUGGACGAUGGCCGUAAUCCUCUUGGAUGGUGCUGCUGCGGGCACCUACGAAGUGUAUGUUGGAGGCAAGCAGUCCGAGCUCGAGCUUGACGAUGUGACCAACCCCGGAAGCUUCCGCGGGGCCUUGGCCCAGGCGUCCUCUGACACCGGCGCCAGCACGAUCACAUUCAGCCAGUACCUCAUAAACCCCUUCGUCACCCUCACGAAUGGCGACCUGACUGUCACACUGCAGCCGGGCGCAUCGCUGACAAUCGAUGGCACCCUGCCCGACGGCUCGCAGUUCGGCAUUUUUUCGGACGCCGCCACGCACGCCACGAUCACCUUGGCCUCGGCCAACGCGUUCAACUUCCAAAACCUCAUCCUCAACGGCGUGAGCCUCAACGUCUCAGCGUCGGGGGCAUCGCUCGCGGUGGGAAGCUGCCGGCUCACAGGAGAGAAUAAGGACGCCGGGCCGCCUGCCAUCAGCAUGCAGCAGGGGACGUCGCUGCUGGUCGAUGCUUCGACAUUUGACACCCUCAACUGCUCUUUGGGGUCGGGCGCAGGUAUUUAUGGCGUGAGUGCUGACAUCACUGUCAGCCAGUUCACCACCAACGCCGCGAUCCAAGGCGGUGCCAUCUACACUGACAACGCCGCGGAACUCAAGAUCUCCACCACCAUUUUCCAGGACAACUCGGCCACCCUCGCCGUCGGCGCCGUCAGGGCCGCGUGCCGCGGCUCGCCGACGCGCGACUCUGGCGCGGUCCAGAUCACUGGGACGUCCUUCUUUGCAAACUAUGCCCCAACAGGCGGCGCCCUGGAGAUCGCCGGCUGCGUGGACCCGCUGAUUUCAGACUGCUCGUUCUUCGACAACCGCGCCGACUCUGGCGCUGCGGGCGCGCUGCUGGCCACGUCCUUCACCAACCUGACUGUUGGCCGCAGCACCUUUUACGCAAACAUUGCCACCACGGGUGGCGCCAUCGCCAUCCAGGCGCCGCAGCUGGGGUCGCCUCUUAACAACGUGCUGCAGCUGCGCGAAAGCACGCUCAACUCCAACCAGGCGGGCGGCGCCGGUGGUGCGGUGUACGUCAAUUCUGGCAGCGGCGGUGGCUCCAGCCUUUCAUCGCUCAGCGUGGCUUUCGUCACCUUUGCUGACAACACUGCAGCCUCUGGAGCGUCCGCAAUCCAGGCCGACGGCUCCGCGCAGGUCAGCAGCAGCAUCUUUGUCUGCCCCGGCGCGCCCGGCCAGCCGUGCGUCGCGGCGGGACCGUCGGGCAGCGCGCAGCUGAGUCGCUGCAUCCUGCCUGGCGGGUUUGGGGUACCAGGGGAUGGCAAUAUCGACGAGAGCGACCCCAUGCUCGGGGCUCUGAUAGACAACGGCGGCGCCACGCUCAGCAUGCUGCCGCAGCCGGGCAGCCCCGCCAUCGACGCCGGCAGCGCGUUGGCGCUCAACGGGGACGCCGUGGACCAGCGCGGCUCGCCGCGCACCGUCUGUGCAGCGCCGGACAUCGGAGCUGUCGAAACCGGCAAGCUUCCCCCCACCGCCACCACCGCCGCGGCCGCGCCGAUUUUCUUUGAGGCGCCCUCAAAGCGCGAGCCAUUCAGCGAGACCCUUGUCGUUGCGGACCUUUUCACAAGCCCGACCAAGGAUGGGGCGGUGAAGCUGGCGGUCGCCGCCCCCGCGCCCGCCGGCCUCACCCUCAACUCGACCAGCGGGGCCUUUACAGUCACCCCAGCCAACGGGUUCCUCGGGAACUUCACCUUCUAUGUAAACGGCGUGAGGGACUGCGCAGGGGAGGCGCUGACAUCCGCUGGAAACGUGACCAUUAUCGUCCAAUUCUCUAACAAGGCGCCGGCUGCGGGCGCUCUCGCGUACAGCACCAGGCAGGGCGAACUCCUGGCGGUCUCUGCUGGCGACGGCCUCUUCUCCAACGCCUCCGAUCCUGAUGGCGACACACUGUCCUUGGUCAGCAACACCCAGCCUGCGCACGGGAGCCUGCAGGUUUGGCAGAACGGCUCAUUUGAGUACACGCCUAAUCAGACGUAUACUGGCUCGGAUGGGUUCACCUACACCCUCACCGAUGGCAGUGCGUCCACAACCGGGACCGUCUCAAUCACCAUAGUCUCCAAUCGGCCGCCAGUCGUAAGCGCCCCCAAAUACAGCGUCAGGCAGGGCAAGGCUCUGACAGUGCUGGCCGCCGCAGGGCUCCUCACCAACGCCUCGGACCCUGAAAACGACACGCUUUCCGUGAGCGGCAACACCCAGCCUGCACACGGGUCACUGGACCUCCAGGAGGACGGCUCCUUUGAGUAUACACCCAAUGAGACCUACAGCGGCCAGGACAUCUUCAACUACACAGUGACAGACGGCAUCGCGUUCACGACCGCGGCUGUCAUCAUCACCAUCAUGCUCAGAGCCCUGUCGCAGAGCAGCCAGUCCCACUGA